ACAGGCUGCAGCGGCUCCGUUUCUUUAUUCCUCACAGUUCUCCUCACUCCCUCACUCACAACCAGAAUAAGUCACCUGGAUUAAAAACAAAUAAAUAAAUAAACAAACAAACAAAGAGAAGAGAAGAGAGAGAGAGAAAACAUCUUUUUCGACGUGCACUCCACCCGAUGUGAAAAGGACAGAGAGAGGAAAAAGGAGAGCAAGAUAAAACAGAAAGAGAAAUGGGAGCGUUCAGAGUGCUGCUGGGGAGUUUACAUUACAUGGGACUCUACAUGCAACUUAGUGUCUCCACGAGGCAAGCUGGACACGGCGAGGUGGAGAACCACAUCUCUGGGAACGCCAUGUUCACAGAGGUGCCCCAUGAUAUGACGGCUCAGAGAGGUCAGGACGUGGAGAUGGCGUGCUCCUUCAGAGGGGCGGGAAUGCCCUCGUAUUCACUGGAGAUCCAGUGGUGGUACAUCAGGAACCAUCUGGACUGGACAGACAGACAGCCUUGGACAACCAAUGAAGUGGCUCCUGAGGAGGAGAUGCCUAAGGAUGCUACAAAGAUAAGUGUUGUGAAGGUUGUAGGAAGCAACAUCUCCCAUAAACUUCGCCUCUCCCGGGUCAAGCCGACCGACGAGGGCACCUACGAGUGCCGCGUCAUCGACUUCAGUGAUGAUGCGGGAGCCCGCCACCACCGCGUCAGAGCCUACCUGCAGGUGGUGCCGGAGAGCGACUUCGUCAACGGCAACCACAACGACAACUUUGAGGCCAUAGAUGAUACCAAGAGAGGAGUGGAUGAUGUGGAGUCUCACGGUGGCACCAAAGAGCACGCUCACGGCCACCACCAGAACCACGGCCACCACCAGGAGCAAGGCAAGCGGCCUUCGUCGCCAGCCCACCACGGCCACAGCCACAGCGGCAGCAGUCAGCAGCACAAGGCGGGCAGAGAGCUGAGGAAGAGGGACGUGGACAGUAACCACAGCCACAAUGACUGCACCAACGAGCCCAGCUGUACGCUGUAGAUGUUGGCUUAUUACACCUGAGUGAUAGAUUACACAAGGAUUGCAUAACAUGAUGUGUGUCACAGCAUAAAAAGCUAUUCUUCCCACACAGUGCAAGCGUGUGCACAAAUCCAGAAUCUCUAGAAUUGUACAGUGUGGCUUGUUCAGAGCACAGUGCUGUAAACUGUCCUGGGGAAUGUAGCUUUUUCUUGCUGUGCAUGGGUCUGGGUUGGACUGCUCACUGUCUGUAAAGCCUGGCUUCACGACAUUCAGCAAAGAGGGGCCGAUGUGUAGAUCUAAGCAGCUCCACUGUUUCUGGUCUCAGCACCGACACAAAAAAAAAAACAGACUUGUCUUACUAUUAACCCAUGCUCUGUUCCACUCUUGUACUUUAGAUACUGUAAAUGACACAACCCUGCUUUCAGGCUCAUUCUUCUUCCACUGCCUUACUCUCUCAUUUGAUACACCCUCAGAAAAAAGUAUGUUAUUAUACCUUUUGGGUCUGUGCCCAGUAAAAGAAAAUGUUCCUUUUAUUCUGAGGGUGCACUGAAUGAAACUAAACUGUCCGUAAUUCCUCCCCGGAAAUCUAGUCGAGUCUGAUUCUUUAGCUUUUUAUCUAGAGCACUAGCUUCAUUGCAUCUUUUUAUUCCAGUAAUGGCCAUGAAUAUGAUGCAAAAUCUGUAUGCACCCAGAUUUCAGUGAUUUAUUCUGUUUACUUGCAGGGGGAAAGAAAAAACACGAGAAACACUUUCUUCAGCAGAAACUCAUCAAGGUCCCAGAGCAGCAGCGCUCAUCAAGGACAGAUACAGCCUCAAUUCAUUUAAGUUGGACUACAUGCAGUGACAGUGUGGAACUUCUUCCACAUCUGUGCACAAUUUACACAAAUCACAUCACAGGCUUUAUUUUUUCCCACAGCACUUUUGAGCUUAUGAAUUUGCAGCCCAACAGAAAAUAUAAUCUUUGCUCACCCCUUGUGCUGCAGCUUCAAUCCAUUCACGGCUGUUCAGGCUGAGAGAAAUCAAUUGUGUUGUCUCAUGUGGACUCCACCGGUUUGAAAAGCCAUGAAAAGAUCAAAAUAUGUGCCACUAAAAUAAAAAAAGUAGUUGACACUUUAUAUUAAUGUACACAGCUUAACCAUUAUAAGGCAUAUUAGUACAUAUUGGCUCUUUAUUAUUCAUCAUGAAGCACUUAUUAAUGCCUUUUUUCACCAUGACCAUAAUAUUCUACUAGGCCAUUUACUCCUAACAAUAACCUCCUAAUUACUGCUUUCUGAUAGUAAGUAAAGCUGAUAUAGAGAGCAAACGAAAUGGCUUGGGGUCUAUUGAGAAUUCGUCUAUGGGAUUUUUGCAUUGGAUUUUGGAUCAUGGCAGAAAAUAAGCUUUGUGGCAAA
This is a messenger RNA of Centropristis striata (black sea bass), 2376 nucleotides long. Its product is annotated as V-set and transmembrane domain-containing protein 2-like protein. The record is from RefSeq and is a predicted model, not a curated record. The coding region runs from base 222 to 1007 and encodes 261 amino acids. The transcript has 4 exons. NCBI's taxonomy places the organism in Eukaryota, Metazoa, Chordata, Actinopteri, Perciformes, Serranidae.